UGUGACACCAUGUGCUGAGACCUGAGCGCUCACCCUGAUACUAUUAAUGACACUGUCCCGGCUACCUCGGGGACAGCAGAGGCCCUGGACGCCUCAGGUGGGACACUUUGAGAUCAAUUCAGGAUGCCACCAUGAUUGAUCUUCCCAAUAAGUCGGCCCUGUCUUCUAACUGAACUAUUCUGGUGACGGAUGGUGUGGUAGAAUUUCUUUAAAAAGUUUGCCACGAGGAAUUCAUGCAGAUAACUUCUUUGAUAAUCUGCCCAAAAGCGAAAAGGAAUAUCUUCAAUACACAGAGUAAAUCCGGAAUACCUGUGUCCACUGAACCGGUUUGUAUAGAGGAGCAUGUUGUGACAGCCAUGUCUCUGGAGAUGGAAAAGACCAUCACCAAGCUGAUGUACGACUUCCAGAGGAACUCCACCUCUGACGAUGACUCUGGAUGUGCGCUGGAGGAAUACGCCUGGGUUCCCCCCGGCCUCAGUCCCGAGCAGGUGCAUCAGUAUUAUAACUCCUUACCAGAAGAGAAGGUUCCAUAUAUAAACAGCCCUGGAGAGAAAUAUCGCAUCAAACAACUUCUUCACCAGUUGCCACCACAUGACAACGAGGUACGUUACUGUAAUGGACUGGAUGAGGAGGAGAAACGAGAGCUUAAGAUCUUCAGCAACCAAAGGAAGAAAGACAGCUUGGGCAGAGGCAACGUCCGUCCUUUCCCCCUCACCAUCAACGGAGCCAUAUGUGAUAAGUGUGGUGGUCAGAUAAAUGGAGGGGACAUUGUGGUCUUCGCUGUGAGGGCGGGUCAUGGAAAAUGCUGGCAUCCUCACUGCUUUGUCUGCAGCAUGUGUGAGGAGCUGUUGGUGGAUCUCAUCUACUUCUACCAAGAUGGCAAGAUCUUCUGUGGCCGGCACCACGCCGAGAGGCUAAAACCCCGCUGCUGUGCCUGUGAUGAGAUAAUCUUUGCUGAUGAGUGCACCGAGGCGGAGGGCAGGCACUGGCACAUGAAGCACUUCUGUUGCUAUGAGUGUGAGACCACCCUCGGCGGCCAGCGCUACAUCAUGAAGGACGGACGACCACACUGCUGCAACUGCUUCGAGUCCCUGUACGCAGAGUACUGUGACGCGUGUGGAGAACACAUAGGCAUAGACCAAGGCCAGAUGACGUAUGAUGGGCAGCACUGGCACGCAACUGAGGAGUGUUUUUGCUGUGCCCGUUGCAAGCGCUCCCUGCUUGGUCGCCCUUUCCUGCCAAAGCAGGGACAGAUAUUCUGCUCACGGUCCUGCAGCGCUGGACAGGAUCCAGAUGAGUCCGACUCCUCAGACUCAGCCUUCCAAAGCGCCCGUUCCCGUGAAUCCCGCCACAGCACCAAGAUUGGGAAAAAGGAGCGUAGGAAUGCGGAGCAGGAGCGGCGGAGUGCUGAGGCCCGCCAAUCCGCUCCCCCGCCAAUGCCUGAUCGUCUGUCUGCUGAAAUUGAUCCCCUGUCUGUUCAGAUGGACCGUUUAAGCCUCUCAUCGAGCCAGACUCCGAGCAGGACACCUAACCGCACGCCCAGUCGCACUCCAAGUCGUGCCCCAAGCCUUAACCAGGUGUGGAUGAGCCGGGAUGAGCCCUAUGUCCCUGCUGCUUAUGAGGGCCCCCAGCGGGAACCCUCCCCUACUCCCACACCUAUACAUUUGCUUGGUCAGUGUAACCCCAGGCAGGGCUACAAUCCCAAUGCAAAUGCUCAUCCUCCAGCCCAGAAUCCUGCCAACCCAGGAAAGAGGCCUGAUUCCUGGGGAAAGGAACAAGGUAACGCCAAGCGGACCCCGAUGGCUGCUUUGAGGGGCCACUCCUUUAAUGAAAACUGGAUCCACCACAGCCAGGAUGAGUUUAGGCCCAACAAGCUGCGCACCCAGAUGAGCUUCAAUGAAAUGUCGAGCCAGAACCAGGGCUUCUCUGACAAGAGGAGCACCAGCCUGCACGGGUUCCAGAGAAACGGCAGACCUCCACUGACCAGGAGGAACCCUAUCAAUGCCAUGAGCUUCAAUGAGCCUCUUACUCCUCUGGAGCAGACUCCUCAUGGAUCAAUGGACUCCCUGACUAUGUCCAAUCCUACAGGUAACUCUCUGGAUGGGGUCAGUAAGCGUCAGGAGCAUUUAUCCAGGUUCUCCAUGCCCGACCUAAGUAAGGACUCAGGCGUGAAUGUGUCUGAGAAGAGCAACAUGGGCACCCUCAGCUCCUCAGUACAGUUCCACAGCACAGAGUCACUGUCCUCCUCUCGUCCCUACAACAACAACAUGUAUGCUCCACUGAGAGUUGGCUACCCGCUACAGUACUGGGAUGGCCCACCGCCACUAGGCUUUGAUGGCAAAGGUCGUGUCGGGGUGGUGGACAGCAGCGGAAACCUGCGGAUGGCUCCUAUGAGUGACAGAAUGCCCCGCCGACGCAUAAACGGGCAGGAAGCUGCCCCACAGCAACAACCGCCGCAACCAAGACUCCGCAAACACCAUCGUGGAAACCACGGUAACGGGCAGCACCGCAGUGGCCGUCACCACAAGCGCUCCCGUCGUUCCCGCUCUGACAACGCCCUGCACCUGGUGGCCGACCGACCUGCUCAAAUGGCGGAGCCGCCCUACCGCCGCGUUCAGGAGGAUAAUGAUCGAUUCCCCUCCGGCCACGCUGCUCGAGAGCUGUUUGGUCUGGAGCCAGGUGGGUACAGGCAGCAGCCCCACCGGCCCUGCCCCCGCACCACCUCUGAUCUCACCCUGCAGAAUGCUGGCUGGCAACCUGUGGGGCUGGGUGGGCCACGCUGGGGUGACGGGUACAUGGAGGCCGCUGACCCCUGGUGCUCCAGCUGCUCCUCUUCUUCCGAGUCAGAGGCGGAUGAGAGCUAUUUCCUGGGCGAUCCGAUCCCUCGGCCUGUGCAGCUGUGCUACAUCAACAACGAGGAGCUGCGCCAUCGCUACAGCCCAUCUGGGAUGGGCGGACACCACGGACCUCAGCACGGACCGAUUCACGGACAGCUGCACACUCGCCAGAGGAGGAAGAGCAAAAACUGCAUCAUUUCCUAGAUAUAGAGCAAAGAGUUGGAGAGGGAUGAGUAGGAGAGAGAGAGAUGACAGGGAGAGAGGUGAAGCAACUGAGAGGAGGAACAGAGAGAGUGGGAAGGUGAGAGUGAGACAAUUGACAGUGAGAGUGAAUAGAGUGUGUGUGUGUGUGUGUGUGUGUGUGUGUGUGUGUGUGUGUGUGUGUGUGUGUGUGUGUGUGUGUGUGUGUGUGUGUGUGUGUGUGUGUGUGUGUGUGUGUGUGUGUGUGUGUGUGUGUGUGUGUGUGUGUGUGUGUGUGUGUGUGUGUGUGUGUGUGUGUGUGUGCGUUUUGAGGAUAGAAAAAGGCUUAUUUUUUGUGCUGGUGAACUUACACAACACUACACUGCGUAGUGUUUGUGUGUACACCUACACAGGAUGAUCUAAUCACAAGAAGAAGCUCAGCUGGCUUACACAACAGAAAUGUUUACAACGAUGGAGAUCAACUCUACUGAUGGAACCAGGAAGCACUGAUGAAUUUGACUAGUAAAUAUAUUGUGGUCAGGGUAAAUAACAUGGUGUGUGUGUGUGUGUGUGUGUGUGUGUCCACGUUACAGAGGGAUCGAACAAUUCAUUUACAGUUUGAACAGGGGAGUAACACUGUCAAAUUGUUCAUGCCGCAGCUCGGCGAUUCGAGCUCUGGGGCGGUAAAACUUUUAAUUCUAUGUGGAGAAACCAGAAGUCGUACUGGGACAGUGAAAACUCACGUGCUAGAUUCCAAGCUAUAUGUCAUUGUUUACCUCAGUGGAAUCCAAAUGCUGCUGGAAUAUAGUGUUGGCUCCCUAGCCCCGUUAUCACCUUGUACAAAUAGUCUGUUGAACCUUGUGCUCUCCAUGCUUCACCAGGGACAGAGCGCCGGAGGGCCUCUGGUCCUUGACCAUUCAGGCACAGUAACGUCAGGUAUGGUCCCGUUUUCUCUUCUGCAAACAUGCUUUGUUUUGUUUUUUUAGUUACCUAUAGAUGAUUAAGAAUAAUAAUAAUGAUGCUAACAAUAAUACUAAUAAUAAUAAUAAUAAUGCUAAUAAUAAUCAUAAUGAUAUUAAAGAAUAAUAGCUGUUAAAUGUAUAUAUAGUAAUAAACCUAAUAAAGUAAAUGGAUGUAGUACUGUAAAUAUGUUGUACAUAUGGUCUUAAAUAUUAUAUAUAUAUUUUGUAACUAAAGAAUCAUUAUUUGUAUAACAUGAUGUAGAGAUAGGGAGACUUGCAUGUUAAUUUGUUGUUGUUGUCUCAUACUGAAAAUAAAGAGUACUUCAAUGAACAACCA
Scophthalmus maximus (turbot) is the source of this 4316-nucleotide messenger RNA. Its product is annotated as prickle-like protein 2. Gene Ontology annotation, molecular function: zinc ion binding. The record is from RefSeq and is a predicted model, not a curated record. Bases 234 to 3041 code for a protein of 935 amino acids. Lineage: Eukaryota; Metazoa; Chordata; Actinopteri; Pleuronectiformes; Scophthalmidae. The transcript has 10 exons.